GUUCCAUGUUAGUUGUUACCUAACUCCGUUUGAAUUUGGAGUCACAGGAAUCUUCUGCACUUGAGCGUUGAAAGACAAAAUGUAAGAGAAAACUUCAUCAAGGAAGAGAGAAACCUGAAACAACUUCUUCACCCUGGGUAGUUGCUACAGGCCCUCCAACUGCUGAUGCUAAUGUAGGCCAGCUGAAAACCUUGCAGCUCCCCAGUCCUCCGGAAUAUGUUGUGUACACCGACAGUGAGUUGGAGCAAUGCCGAAAGAGUUACCUGGAGUUGGCCUGCUCCGGCAGGGAACAAGCAUGCGUCAUGUCAAAAGAACUGAGAUGCAGAUUGGUGAGAAAUACAAUCACAAGUAUGGUGUCCCUUUUGAGAGCAAGCCAAGGCCAAAUGGAGCGAUACCCCUCUAAGACCGAAAUCACUGCAAUGGCUAAAAAAGUUGUGGAAUAUUAUCCUAUGCUGCAGGAUAAUGAUGCAAAAGUAAAACACGAGAGCAUUAAUGCCAAGUUACAAAAAAGGCUGCAAAAUAUGAAAACCCCAGUAAAAAGGCAAGGACCAACACCGGAGAGGGGACGGCCCAAGAGAAGGCUCACUGACCUCUCCCCAAGGGAUGAAGAAGCUGAUGAUGAAGAUGCUGAUCGCAGUUCUUCCAGUGGUGCAUCUACUCUGUUAUCACCUGUCAGAAAUUCUGACGAUGCCUCCACUUCAUCUGACAAGGAUAGUCGGCAAAUACAAGCAAGACAUUACAAAACAUUACAAGAAAUGUGCAAGAAGGCAAAACCAAACCAAGAAGAUGUGUCCCAGCUAUUAGACCUCGAGUUUGAAGCCAGAAGAUCCUUCAUUGACUCAGACACCAUGAAAGAGGAGAACAGAGCUCGCCUCAUCUUGGAUGCAUAUCCAUGCUUUAAAGAAUUGCAUCAUGCAUUGGGUGAGCUUCGCAGAAUUUUGGAUCCCCACAACAAGUUCAUCAGUCAAAUAAAACUGAGAUGGGAAGAAUUCUGCUCCAGGGUAGAGUUCUACGGUGUGUCAAAGAAGGCAAUGAAUCCACCAAUGACCAUGGACAAAACUGAAGCCCACCUUGCACUGAUGAAGGCUCUUCCAACGCUCUUUCCCACACCUGCCCAUCCACCAAAAAAGAUGGGGAAUGCUUCUGAAGCAUUUCUACAUGUCCUGAAGCCUACAGAAGAUCCAGAUGCUGUCCUCCAGAAACGAAGCUUGUCAUGUCCAGUAGUGAUGUUCGAUGGCUGCAAGUGUGUCAUUGCUGUUGGUAAUUUACCAGUUACAACAUUUGACAAAGAAAAACUUGGUGAGGCUAUGAUAUAUGUGAUGGCAUACUUUUAUGCACUCUAUCUGACUUACCCCAAAUGCGUGGCAACCCUGCUGUCUGUCAUUCAGACAGAAGUUCUCCAGGAUGCCAUUCAUGAGCAUGACACUACAUCAUCUUACAGAAAAGCCCUGGCAGAAUGGCAUGCAUUUAUUGGAAAGUAG
Messenger RNA from Oreochromis niloticus (Nile tilapia), 1481 nucleotides. RefSeq lists its product as uncharacterized. The coding region runs from base 303 to 1481 and encodes 392 amino acids. Lineage: Eukaryota; Metazoa; Chordata; Actinopteri; Cichliformes; Cichlidae. The record is from RefSeq and is a predicted model, not a curated record. The transcript is spliced from 7 exons.